AUGUUUGAAAGCGCGAUGUUCAAGGAGCCUAAGCUGCAUCAAGGCGACGAGUUCAAAGACUGGAGUGUUAACUAUGACGCUGCGAAUGAGCCCAUCGCCGCCAGCAUCAAAGGUGUAGUGAUGGAGAUUGAUUUCGGUACUCCCAAUGCUGCGGCCGUGGUGAUUGCCCGGCAGCCUUGCAUUCCAUCAGCUCAACCCUAA
This is a messenger RNA of Endocarpon pusillum Z07020, 201 nucleotides long. RefSeq lists its product as uncharacterized. Bases 1 to 201 code for a protein of 66 amino acids. The transcript has a single exon. The record is from RefSeq and is a predicted model, not a curated record. NCBI's taxonomy places the organism in Eukaryota, Fungi, Ascomycota, Eurotiomycetes, Verrucariales, Verrucariaceae.